GUAAAGCAAAAUGGAGGCUGACAUCUUGCCAGUGACUUGAGAAUUGCAAGGGGAAAUGACACCCUAAAGCUCCAGAUUUCGAUGUGUGGAAAGAAGGUUGUUUGUUUUAACGAAAAUCGUCGAAAUUUGUAGAAGCUGUCACAGAAAGAAAAGGUUUUGUGCGGAAGGGAGUUGCUUUCAACAGAUUUCGAAAAUGAGUAUGCGAACUGGGAAGAAAGACACAAAGAUGAGGAUUCGGGCUUUUCCGAUGACUAUGGAUGACAAGUAUGUCGAAGACAUCUGGAAUUUAUUAAAGAAUGCCAUUCAGGAGAUUCAGAAAAAGAACAACAGUGGCCUGAGUUUUGAAGAAUUGUACAGGAAUGCUUAUACCAUGGUGUUGCAUAAGCAUGGAGAGAGGUUAUACUCUGGACUCAAACAAGUUGUAACAGAACAUCUGGUAGAAAAGAUACGCAAAGAUGUAGUGGUCUCACUCAACAAUAAUUUCCUGGAUACAUUGAAUGCAGCUUGGACUGAUCAUCAGACAUCAAUGGUGAUGAUUAGAGAUAUUCUCAUGUACAUGGAUAGAGUAUAUGUGCAGCAAAAUGAUGUUGAUAAUGUUUACAACUUAGGAUUAAUCCUUUUCAGGGACUUGGUGGUGCGGCAUGGUAACAUAAGGGAUCAUUUGUGUCAAACGUUGCUGACACUGGUCAGACGAGAACGCAACGGAGAAGUUGUUGACAAGAUGGCCAUCAGAAAUGCUUGUCAGAUGCUUAUGGUAUUGGGUAUCGAAAGUAGAAGUGUUUAUGAAGAGGACUUUGAGAAGCCAUUCCUUGAAGAAUCAGCUGAAUUCUACAAAUUAGAAGGUCAAAAGUUCCUUGCAGAAAAUAGUGCAUCAGUAUAUAUUCAGAAGGUUGAAGUAAGGAUUAAUGAAGAAUCUGAACGGGCCAAGCAUUAUCUGGACCCUUCAACUGAGGAUCCUAUUGUAAAGGUUGUGGAGGAGGAGUUAAUACGCAAGCACAUGAAGACAGUGGUUGAAAUGGAGAACUCUGGUGUUAUUCAUAUGCUCAAGCACAAUAAAAUAGAAGAUCUGGCGAGAAUGUACCGUCUGUUUGUCAGAGUUAAGGAUGGGUUGAAGACAGUGUGUGACUGUAUGAGAGGAUAUUUGCGUGAACAAGGGAAAGCUCUUGUUGUUGAAGAAGAAGGGGAAAGUGGUAAAAAUCCCAUCACCUACAUUCAGAGUCUUCUAGACUUAAAAGACAGAUUUGAUCAUUUCUUGAACAAUUCCUUCAGUAAUGACAGACUAUUCAAGCAGGCGAUAUCUUCAGAAUUUGAACAUUUUCUCAAUCUCAAUGGAAAAUCACCUGAAUUUUUGUCCCUUUUCAUUGACGACAAGCUAAAGAAAGGAGUGAAGGGGCUUUCUGAACAAGAAGUAGAAACUGUAUUGGAUAAAUGUAUGGUCCUUUUCAGAUUUCUUCAAGAAAAGGAUGUAUUUGAACGAUAUUACAAGCAACAUCUGGCCAAGAGACUUCUCUUAGGAAAGAGCAUCUCGGAUGACUCAGAGAAAAAUAUGAUCUCCAAGCUGAAGACCGAGUGUGGCUGUCAAUUUACAUCCAAACUAGAAGGCAUGUUCAAAGACAUGUCACUAUCACAGUCUACAAAUGAUGAGUUCAGACAACACAUCUCCAACAACCAGAUAAAUCUUAUGGGAGUAGAUUUGGUGGUGAGAGUUCUCACAACAGGGUUCUGGCCAACCCAGGCUUCCUCGCCAAAAUGUACAGUUCCUCCUCAGGCCCAGCACGCUUUCGACUGUUUCAAAAGGUUUUAUUUAGGUUGUCACAGUGGAAGGCAGCUGACCCUUCAACCUCAACUAGGAACAGCCGAGCUCAAUGCGACCUUUCCACCUUCCAGGAAAGAUGGUGGUCCCUCAGAAAUUCGUCGCCACAUAUUUCAAGUAUCCUCGUACCAAAUGUGUCUGUUAAUGUUGUUUAAUACUCAAGAGAGGUGGACUUACGAGGAAAUUAGUCAGCAUACAGAAAUUCCCGAAAGAGAUUUAAACCGAGCGUUGCAAUCACUAGCGUGUGGAAAAGCAACACAACGAGUUCUUACUAAAGACCCAAAAGGAAGAGAUAUUUCCACUACCGAUGUGUUUUCAGUGAAUGAACAAUUUACGUCCAAGUUACACAGAGUCAAAAUACAAACAGUUCUCGCUAAAGGUGAAAUGGAACCCGAGAGAAAGGAGACCAGAAGUAAAGUCGACGAAGACAGAAAACAUGAAAUCGAAGCUGCCAUUGUCAGAAUAAUGAAGGCGCGUAAGAAGAGACCACAUAAUCUUUUGGUUGCCGAGGUAACGGAACAGUUGAAAGCACGUUUCAUGCCGAGCCCGCAAGUUAUUAAGAAGAGAAUAGAAGGUUUGAUUGAGCGAGAGUACUUAGCCAGGACACCAGAAGACAGGAAAGUGUACGUUUACGUUGCUUAAGCGGGAUGUCUCGUCAAACACCAUUCCAAACCACAUUGUAGUUUGGUCGCCGAGGACAUGACUGAAUAAAUCAUUUGGCAUCCAUCUCUCUUGGGCACGAUAUCUUUUUAACUUUCAUUCUGUCACUUGUUCAAACAAGUUAGCUUCAUUUUAACACGAACCUCUGCUGGGGUCCAUAUUCAUUCACGAGCACGUGUUGGUUCAGUGAGGUGCGAAAACGUUCUUCAGUCGGACCUCUGCUAUUUUGAGUAAAACUCUUCAAAGGAUGGACGAAGAAUAUUUGUAGCUUAGUAUCACCUGGUUGUCUUUGGCGUUGUGUGGAUGUGGAAAAGUCGUUAGAAAUAUUCGCGACGUCACGUGAUAACGGAAAAAUCACGCCACGAGGCCGUUCAGCGUUGCAUACUGCGUCACGACUCACUGUCCUGUCUAAAACGAAGAGAACCAAACAGCUUUUCAUGGUUUCAGUGUAUCGAUGAGCUAAUAUUAUAAUUAAUUGCGAAGUGAAAAGCCACUUUACGUAAACAGGACUAAGCUACAAUCUUGCUGAACUUAAGUAUUUUUCCAUCGUUACAUUACAGUUUCCAAAAUCGUUAUUGAUCUUAAGCUUAAGUUCUCAGGGUAGGGAAAGUGCUACAACCUCGAUACUUGAAGAUGCAUCUGACUAACUAGAGAACAAUUGCAUUUGGGAAAUUCAACGGCCUACGCCAUUUUGUUACAAUUAUAGACUCAAUUUGUUUUACUUUAAUUUUGUAAAGAUUGGGCGCUGUGCCAUUUGUUCAGUGCUGUGGUAGACAGUGAUACAAGUUACUGCAGCUUAAGAUUGCAGAUUAAUUGAGUAAGGAUUCUUAGGUAAGAUCUACAGUAUUCGAUUUGUGAAUAAAAUAGAAAAACUGUG
This is a messenger RNA of Orbicella faveolata, 3350 nucleotides long. Its product is annotated as cullin-3-like. Gene Ontology annotation, cellular component: cullin-RING ubiquitin ligase complex. NCBI's taxonomy places the organism in Eukaryota, Metazoa, Cnidaria, Anthozoa, Scleractinia, Merulinidae. Gene Ontology annotation, molecular function: ubiquitin protein ligase binding. The record is from RefSeq and is a predicted model, not a curated record. Gene Ontology annotation, biological process: ubiquitin-dependent protein catabolic process.